AUGUGUGGAGAAGAGAGUCUUCUGAGGGCACUGCAAACAAGUACGAGAAUGGAUGAUAAGCAUGGUGACUUCCACAACACGCUCCUUCCCUUCGUAUUCACCAUCUGUUGCUUGUUGUCAAUCACAUUCCCACACUCCCACUCUCAACCACCACCACCACCACCACCACCGGCUCGUCUUCACCAGUCGUAUACGUACAGCAUAAACGUUUCCGCCAUCUUCUAUCCUUUCUGGGAACCCAACCCACCAUGUACCGCCCGUGACCCAUCCCAUCUCACCUGCUAUGCUUAUUAUGGUAAUAAUACUCCAAUUGUGUCUCCAAAUUUCACAGUGAAGGAGACCAACAACACCAUUCACACCAUGAAAGUUGAGCCAACAUACCCUGUCAACAGCAAUGUUUGUUCUCAUCAAUUUUUUGACAUUUGUUGGAAUUUGAACAAAAAUCUGUUCCAUUCUUCGUCAGUGCACAACAUCACCAUAUUCUUCGAUGGUUGUCUUGAUUAUAUCCCAGGUUUUCCUUUAAAUCGCAACUUUACUUGCGUGUCUGUGCAAUAUUUUGAGGAGGGAUACAAGGAGCAAGAGAUGCUCGAGAAAUACUCACUGCUUAAGAAUUGCAGGCAACGUUUGCACGUGACCACUGCCGCUCCUCUCGAGCAUUAUUAUUAUACUUAUGGUGGUGAAGUACUGAGAGAAGCUAUCAGUGAUGGGUUUGAGGUGUACUAUAGUGUUCCUCAAGAUUGCACAAGAUGCAACGAAACUGACGGAAGUUGUUGGAACGAUGGUAUUCUUCAACAUCUAGUUUCAUGCAACUAUUAUUGUUCAAAUGUAUCUAAUGCUCUACAACACUUAUAUCCUCCUAAAACUAGUAUGUCUUCUAUCCUUCUAUUCCUCUUUUCUUCAUUUCUCCUCCUCUCUUGUCUCAUAGCUUAUACUGUAACAAAACCAUCACCUCAACAAUAUGUUUAUUAG
This is a messenger RNA of Sphenostylis stenocarpa, 969 nucleotides long. The record is from the annotation of a GenBank genome assembly. NCBI's taxonomy places the organism in Eukaryota, Viridiplantae, Streptophyta, Magnoliopsida, Fabales, Fabaceae.